Eleginops maclovinus (Patagonian blennie) is the source of this 5520-nucleotide messenger RNA. Its product is annotated as SH3 domain-binding protein 4. Gene Ontology annotation, cellular component: cytoplasm. NCBI's taxonomy places the organism in Eukaryota, Metazoa, Chordata, Actinopteri, Perciformes, Eleginopidae. The transcript is spliced from 5 exons. The record is from RefSeq and is a predicted model, not a curated record. Bases 239 to 3127 code for a protein of 962 amino acids. Gene Ontology annotation, molecular function: protein binding.
CCCCUCCCCGGCCCGGUGACAUCAGCCGGAGCCCGGCCUCUUUCCUCCAGGAGGCUCGGUGAUCAUCCAGCGGCAGCAGCUCCGGAGCUCCACGGCAAACCGCGCUCUCUUCAUGGGACUAAACAACAGCUAUUCUCCGCAAGAGAUGAUGGGAGGCUGUUGACGGUUUUUCCUCGAGCUACAGGAGAAACUUCAGAGUCGCCCGAUCUCCGGCCGGCGCCUCAGUGACGGAUCCAACAUGGCCGCCCACAGAAUCCGAGCCACGGCCACCAACAACACCUCGCUCCCCCGCUGCCGGUCCGAGGGGACGCUUAUCGACCUCAGCGACGGCGUGUCAGAGGCCACUCUGAACGAUGUCAAAGUGCCUUCUCCCAGUGCCUUACGCCUGGAUUCCACUGCCUCCUUCGGCGCAGCGCGGGAGGUCGUCGCCAUUAAGGACUACUGCCCCUCCAGCUUCACCACCCUCAAGUUCUCCAAAGGGGACCGCCUGUACGUCCUGGACUCGUCAGGAGGCGAGUGGUGGUACGCCCACAACAACACGGAGAUGGGUUACAUCCCGGCGGCUUACGUGGAGCCCAUCAACUUUAGAGACUCGUCCUUCAGCGACAGCGGGAUGAUUGACACCGUGGGGGACGGUAUCGAGGAGGCAGCCAAAGAAAUGGACCUCUUAGGGGAGUGGUCCGGGGUGAUUCUGAAACCGACCACCUUCCAAAACGGGAAUCCUUUCGCUACAACCCACACCUCGACGAACCCGUUCCUGAGCGGGGGUCCUCAGAGCUCCCUUGAUCAGAACAGCAAUGAGAAAUCGGUGGACCUCCUUCUGUUUGAUACGCUCACUCCAUCAGUGCCCAACUCCACCAGCAGCGCCACAACCAAUGGUUUCAGUAGCGUUUUUAACCCCAUUAGUCCCAGUGUAGGACCGGGGCAAACGCUGCGCAGGGACAACCCGUUUUUUAGAAGCAAAAGAUCCUACAGUCUGUCGGAGCUGUCAAUCCUUCAGGCUCAGUCCGACGCCCCUCAGGGCUCCUCUGGGUUCUUCGGAGGCUUAAAAGCACCGGCACCAGAGCAGUUUCAGAGCAGGGAGGACUUCCGGACAGCGUGGCUAACCCACCGCAAGCUAGCCAGGUCCUGCCAUGACUUGGACUCGCUUGGACAGAACCCUGGAUGGGGUCAGACGCAGCCGGUUGAGACCAACAUCGUCUGCAGGCUGGACAGCUCGGGAGGCGCCGUCCAGCUUCCCGACAGCAACAUCAGCAUCCAUUUACCGGAGGGCCACGUGGCACCAGGGGACACCCAGCAGAUCUCCAUCAAAGCUCUGCUGGACCCCCCGCUGGAGCUGAACAACGACCGCUGCACCACCGUCAGCCCCGUGGUGGAGAUCAAACUCAGCAACAUGGAGACCAAAACCACCGUCACUCUGGAGAUGAAAGUGUCCGUCGUGGUGAAGAUGGAGUGCCGGGAGACGACAGAAGUCCUGUGUGUCAGGAGCGAUUGUAAAGAAGGGCCGUACAGCCAGAUCCCUCAGGCGUACGUGUACGGCGACACGGUCCAGGUGUGUUUGGAUAACCUGGAGCCGUGCAUGUACGUGUGCGUGGUGGCUCAGUCGCGGACCUUACCCCCAGACACCAUGGUCUGGGAGAAUGUGGUUAAAAAGAUCACGUUAGGAGUGUACGGUCCCAAACACAUCCACCCGUCCUUCAAGACCGUCGUGGCUAUGUUUGGUCACGACUGUGCACCAAAGACGUUGUUGGUGAGCGAUGCGGGGAAGCAGGUUCAGUCUGCUCCGUCGGUGGUCUUGCAGUUGUGGGGUAAGCACCAGUUUGUCCUGUCCAAACCCCAGGACCUCAGCGUCGGGGUUUACUCCAACAUGGCCAACUACGAGGUAAAGGCCAACGACAAGGCCAGGGUGGUCCGGGGUUUCCAGGUUAAACUGGGCAAAGUCAGCCGGCUCGUCUACAUGAUCGCCUCGCGCAACAUCGACGAUGUUUCGGACUUCACCUUGAGGAUCCAGGUUAAGGACGACCACGAUUGUAUACUGGCUCAGUUUUGUGUCCAGACGCCAACACCGCCACCCAAAGCAGGCCCAAAGACAUCGGUGCAAAGGCGCUUCCUGAAGAAGAAGGAGGUUGGGAAGAUAGUCUUGUCUCCUCUCGCUGUUGCAUCCAAGUACCCCGUGUUCCAGGACAGGAGAAUAAACAACCUGAAGUUUGGAAAGCUGAUCAAAACGGUCAUCCGGCAAACCAAGAAUCAGUACUUGCUGGAGUACAAAAAAGGAGACUAUGUGGCCCUGUUGAGCGAGGAGAAGAUCAAGCUGAAGGGCCAGCUGUGGACGAAGGAAUGGUACAUUGGAUAUUAUCAGGGCAAAAUGGGAUUUGUACACGCCAAGAACGUGCUGGUGGUCGGCAAGGUGAAGCCCAUUUACUUCAGCGGGCCCGACCUCACCACUGCACUGUUACUGGAGCAGACACUGAAGCCCUGUAAGUUCCUCACGUACAUCUACGCCUCUGUGCGGACUAUACUCAUGGAGAACAUCGGCAACUGGCGGGCGUUCGCGGACGCCCUCGGGUACGUCAACCUGCCUCUGACGCAUUUCUGCCGCGCCGAGCUGGAUAGCGAACCGGAGCGGGUCGCAUCGGUUCUGGAGAAGCUGAAGGAGGACUGCAACAAUUCGGAGAGCAAAGAGCGGAAGUCCUUCCAGAAGGAGCUGCUAACGGCGCUGCUGAAGCUGGACUGCCAGGGCCUGGUUGCUCGGCUGGUGAUGGACUUUGUGCUCCUCACCACGGCAGUGGAGGUUGCUGGGCGGUGGAGGGAACUCGCCGAGAGACUGGUGAAGGUUUCCCGCCAACAGAUGGACGCUUACGAGGCGCCGCACCGAGACAAGAGCGGCGUGGUGGACAGCGAGGCCAUGUGGAAGCCGGCGUACGACUUCCUGGUGACGUGGGCGGCUCAGAUCGGCGACAGCUACCGGGACGUCCUACAGGAGCUGCACCUGGGUCUGGACAAGAUGAAGAACCCCAUCACCAAACGCUGGAAGCACCUGACCGGAUCCCUCAUCCUCGUCAACUGCCUGGAUGCCCUGCGGAGCUCCGCCUUCAGCCCGGCGGCGCAGGACGACUACGCCAUCUGAACACUGUCCUCCGCCACGCCGCCACGCUCACGGUUCAAAUGCUGCAAACCAGCUGAUACUUCUGCUGGAUCACAGCUCCUCGAGCACCAGUCAGUGUUCACAGACUCUUUUAAUAGCCCCGUCUCGCAUAGUUAUGUAUUUUUGUACUCUUAUUAUGGCACAGCGUUUUUUAAAACACUUUGGUUAAGAACUGUGGAUCGAACGCCGAGAAAAUACACUUUUUAGAUAUCCUAGCCUCGUCACACGUGUCAAAUAUCUCCUAUUUAUUUGUACGUACGGAGGCCGACACAGGCUAACACUUUACAACGAUACGUAUACAAACACAAAUCAAAACUCAUGCAGAAACAUCUGCAGCAGCUGCUCAACACAUGCAGCAUUUAGAGAACAUUCAGCAGCCUGCAGCUGCAGAAACCAAACGUGCAGUUGUCCAGCUUUAUGAUCCUGAUAGUCACCCAGCGCUACGGUCCCAGCUGUGUGCAUCUCUCUUUAGUGUCCCCUGGUCUCCAGCUGUGUGCAUCUCUCUUUAGUGUCCCCUGGUCUCCAGCUGUGUGCAUCUCUCUUUAGUGUCUCCUGGUCUCCAGCUGUGUGCAUCUCUCUUUAGUGUCCCCUGGUCUCCAGCUGUGUGCGUCUCUCUUUAGUGUCCCCUGGUCUCCAGCUGUGUGCGUCUCUCUUUAGUGUCCCCUGGUCUCCGUUGUGUUUGUAGCUUAACGCAGCGUUUUGUAUUUGCAGCAUUUGGUUUCUGCAGCUUUUAGUGACGCUGCUCAUGUUUCCUCGAGUUGCUGAAUGUUUUACCUGCAUGGUUUCUGAAGCUGCAGCGUGUUUCUCCUGAGGGAAGAGUUAUGGUCCGCUGUUGUGUGUUUGCCCGUGUUGACCACGCUGUGUACAUCAAAGAGAAAGUCAAUUCUUCAGGUUCCCUCACUGUUGGUCCCGCUCAUUUCACAAAUAUCUGGAUGUCAGUCGGUAUUUUGUUAAGAUUGCUUCAAAGAAAAAACAGAUACAUGUAUUAACAUUGCACACCAGUUCUGAAGUCCACUAGUGCCAAAACAUUCAGUCAGUUUAUGGAGUUAACAUUUUAUUGGAACAUGGUCACCUUGUCUUUUAUAUUCUUGUUAAUUACACUUUUGCUUAAACAAAACAAGUGAUUCAAAUAGUUUUUCUAACUCAAAUUGAUUGAAUAUGAAUCUGGUUUCAGCUGCUUAAAUGUGAGGAUUUGCUGGUUUUAUUUCCUUUUAGUUCUCAUUGAUUUAAUGUUAAACUGUAGGUCAGAAUCUUUAUGGAUUUUGUUCAUAUUUUUCUGAAUCCUCGACACGUCAUCAUGUCCUCGUGUCUUUCUGGAGUAUCUUUGAGUUAUCAGAAGGUUUAUUUCCCUCUGUUUUAAUGGAGCGACUGUAGAUUUCCACUUCUAUAUUUCUCAGUCUCAGAAGACCUUAAGGUGCCAAACUCCUGAUGAGACUAAAAGCUUCAGAAGCAAUUAGUAAAAAGAAACCUGUUAAAUGAGAUUUGUACGGAGGCCCUGAGAGGCAAAUUAAAAUAAAUUCUGGUGACUCGUUUUUCAUUUUGUUUCAUUUCACUUUUUUCUUCUCCUGAGUUUCUUUAAUGUUUGGAUAAUUCAUCUUUGAGUUACUUAUUUUUUAUUUGUAGAAAAACAACAAAAGUAGGUUUGGGCAGGUGGACUGUAUUACAUUGUGUAUGUUUUUAUUUUAAAUAUGGAGACGAUUCAAAAUAAAUGUAGUUUUAAAUAACAUUUUAAAUUUUGAUUUAUUUUUACCAAUUGAAAAAAUAAAUAAUAAAACAAUAUUUUAGGACUUUUAGAAAAUAAGUGGGAAAGGAAAACAUUUUUUCAUCCGAGUUUUUUUCUGUUUCCAUAAAAAUAGAUUUAUUGCUGUUAAAAUUCAGGCUAUUUUUUUAAUAGUAUUUACUUUAAAAUAAUAACAUUUGUUCCAGACAAUAAAAUGCAAUGAAAAAUAAAUGAUAUUAAUAUAAUAAAUGGGGGGAACUUCAUUAAAUACACCUGACAAAGGAAUGCUUUCACCUGUCUGACAGAUAAAUAACGAACAUUAAGAACAUUCAUAAAGAUCUUGGCUUUACCUUUGCCACCUGUUCAGUACAAACACAGGAGAGAAAACGAUUACAAAAUAUGAAAUGCGUCACCAGAUUUUACUUCUAUCUCACAGAGCUUCCGUAAUUGUUAUUUUCCAACUGAUUGAUAUGAUAUGAAAAAGUGAUCAGCUUUAUCCUCCAACCAAACUCGUGUCUUGACUCUGCGUCUGUUUUUCUCAUGUAAGAACUCGUUACCAAAGCUUUCCAGAACCCCCCCCCCAAACUGUAACCUGUGUUUCUGUGACUGCUUGUGGAAGAGACUCUGAAUAAAAUGUAAAUAUUUGGACACAAUA